AUGUCUCUGGUAUUCAUACGACAUUCAAUAGUAGUAUCAAGAAGACAAUUGGUCUUUGUCACUCCCAAGGGUAGGAGGCCACUGUUCAGCUGGGAAAACAAGUCUGAUAAAAUUAAAGAGCAGAGAUACAUCAUAGAUAAGACUCUAAAUGCCGAGCCAAAGCAAAUAUACGAUGUGGUAUCAGAAGUGUCGAAAUAUCAAGACUUCAUCCCAUACUGUACGGAAUCAUUCGUGAGCGAGCGUGAUCCAAUUGGCGGCACACCAACUAAAGCAGGAUUACGAGUUGGUUUCCAGCAGUAUGAUGAAAAGUUCAAUUGUCUCGUGACCUGCAAAGAUGAAGCUAACCAAGGGCCAAAUCACUACAGUGUAGUUGCCGAUUCUAUUUCACAUAAUCUAUUUCAUGUCCUAUAUUGCAAAUGGACGAUGAGACCCCACGCGAAUAGACCCCAUGCUUCUCAAGUUGAAUUGACUCUUAGGUUCAAAUUCAAGUCAAGGCUUUACAAUACUGUAUCGUCAAUAUUUGCAAAAACCGUUACAGAGCUGAUAAUGAAAGCUUUCGAUAAGAGAGUCUUUCAAGUGAAAAAAAUGGAAUCCCCGUCAGGUCUUUCAGCAUCAAUAAAAAAAAGCUCAUGA
Molecule: messenger RNA, 633 nt
Organism: Zygotorulaspora mrakii
Lineage: Eukaryota; Fungi; Ascomycota; Saccharomycetes; Saccharomycetales; Saccharomycetaceae
Gene: COQ10
Product: ubiquinone-binding protein COQ10
Exons: 1
Coding region: 1-633 (210 amino acids)
Biological process (GO): cellular respiration; ubiquinone biosynthetic process
Cellular component (GO): mitochondrion
Molecular function (GO): ubiquinone binding
Source: RefSeq, a predicted model, not a curated record